GCCGUGCGCGCGCGUGCAUGUGCUGAUUCACGGUAGUGCUGUGUGCGCGGCUCGGCCGAGUUCCUGUUCUUCAGCUCAGCGGGCAGCACUUCUGAGCACUCCAGCCUUUUAGAAUGUCUGCGGUACCGAGGCGCAGCUCUAUGGGGGUCCCUAUAAAGAACAUAGAGCGUGAGCUGAUCUGCCCAAUUUGCAAGGAACUGUUCACCCACCCGCUUAUCCUGCCUUGCCAGCACAGUGUUUGUCACAAAUGUGUCAAAGAGCUGCUCAUGCUAAACCAGGACGAGUCGUUCAGCACGGAUGGUGGGUCUGAGUGCUCGAACCCUGGAAGCCCUCGGUCCAGAGUUCCCUCUCCCAGUAUGGAGAGGCUGGACAAGCUGGUCCGAUCAGCCUCACUCAGAAGGUCAUUUGGAGGGAGAGGUAGAUGUGGGUUACAUAAUUUGAAUAGCUGUAGGUCUGCGUCUUCCUCCCCCGGCUGGAGGCGCUCCUCAGUCACCCACCGUGUCACCAGCUUCCCAUGCCCAGGUUGUCAGCGUGACAUAGAGCUGGGCGAGCGGGGCAUCAGCAUGCUCUUCCGCAACUUCACACUGGAAAGUAUUGUGGAGCGCUACAGGCAGGCGGCCCGUGCAGCUGUCGCCAUCAUGUGCAACGUGUGCAAGCCGCCUACUGUGCAGGAAGCUACCAAGAGCUGCAUGGAUUGCAAGGCGAGCUACUGCAAUGAGUGCUUCAAGCUGAAUCACCCAUGGGGGACGCCCAGGGCCCAACACGAGUACGUCGGGCCGACGACUAACUUCAGACCAAAGGUGUUGAUGUGUCCUGAGCACGAGAUGGAGAAAGUUAACAUGUACUGCGAGGUGUGUCGCCGGCCAGUGUGCCACCUCUGCAAACUUGGUGGUUCUCAUGCUAACCAUAAAGUCACAUCCAUGAGCAGUGCCUACAAGAUCCUCAAGGAUAAGCUAUCAAAAAGUAUCCAUUACUUAAUUAGCAAAGAGGAGCAAGUGAGGACUCAGAUUUCUGAACUUGAGGUCUUGAUUCAGCAGACUGAGGAAAAUGGACAGCUUGCAGAGAGACAGGCGCAUGAGCACUUUGAGCGUCUGUUUGAGACCCUGCAGGAAAGGAAGAAUGAAUUGUUGCGGUCCAUCGAGCUGUCCAGGAACCGGCGUGUGGACAAGCUCAAGAGCCAGGUGGAGGAGUACCAGGGCAUGCUGGAGAACAGUGGUUUAGUGGGUUAUGCACAGGAAGUCCUCAAAGAGACUGACCAGUCCUGCUUCGUUCAGACUGCUAAACAGCUCCACAUCAGGGUUCAGAAAGCCACGGAGUCGCUGAGAACCUUUCAACCUGCUGCUAACCCCUCGUUUGAUGAAUUUGUUCUGGACACCUCAAAGGAAGAGUCCUUGCUGAAAGACCUUUCCUUUGGUGGAGUUCCUGAUCCUCCCAUGAUUGACCUGUCUCGGAGUCGAGUGUAUAACGAGGGCCUGAUUCACUGGAGGCUGCCUGAGGAUUCACUGCCUACUGACCACCAUGUCCUCGAGUAUAGAAAGGUGGCUGCAAAGGAUGAGGAGAGGCAGUGGCACCUGACCGAGCGUGUGCAUGGCUCCAGCACAGUGGUGUCUGAUUUGGAAAGUGAUUGCUGCUACGUGUUCAGGGUGCGGAGCUGCCGCAAUACCAUUCACAGCCCAUACAGCCCUGAGGUGUCCUUUCACACACCACCUGUGCCAGUGUUCAGCUUCCUGUUCAAUGAGAAAUGUGGCUACAGUGCAGAGCGUCUGCGGUUGAGCAAGCGGAGGGACUCUGUGGAGAGUACAGCUGGAAUGGCCUUUCUGUUGGCUGCUGAUCGGGUCCAGACUGGAAGUUACAUAUGCCUUGAUUACAUCAUUGGUGACAUGGGCAUCUCACAUGGCCGUCACUACUGGGCUUUCCAUGUGGAGCCAAGUUCUUAUAUGGUUAAAGUGGGUGUGGCAUCAGACUCUAAAAUGAGGGAGUGGUUCCACAACCCCCGUGACACCAGCAGCCCAAGGUAUGACCAUGACAGCGGGCAUGACAGUGGCAGUGAGGACACGUGCUAUGAGGUCUCUCAGCCCUUCACUCUGCUCACAGCAGGCAUGGGUAAGCUCUUUAUUCCCAAAGUGUCCCACGCUGCAGCCGCAGGAGACCAUGGCAGCCGUGUUCUGCCUCUGCCUCAGCGAAUCGGCAUCUGCCUCGACUAUGAUGCUGGCCGUGUCUUUUUCUACGAUGCUGACUUGAUGCGUUGCCUCUACGAGCGUCAGGUGGACUGUUCCGGAACAAUGUACCCUGCAUUUGGCCUCAUGGGGGGUGGAGCCAUCCACCUAGAGGAGUCAAUCGCAGCCAAGCGCCUCUCUUACAUGUGAAAUGUGUCCGAGUUGAUUUGCUGAACACUAUUCUAUUGGCUUAUUUUGUCCCUGGCUUCUCAAGUCAUAUGUAGCAAUCUUUUGAAAACACUAUUUUGGUGCACUAUUUUAGUUGAAGAGCCACAAGUAACCUGCAAAACCAUUGGUUCAGUGCCUUUUAGGAGGCCAAUUAGGCAGGUGUUUGUCAGCACUUAUACACAUCAGGGGUAGUAAGUCACACACGUGCAGAAGAACACAUUACACCUUAACAGUGCAAAGUUUUGCAGAUGUCACCUACUUGCUGUUCUUGUGUGAGCAAUGUAAUGAUUCUGAUGUUGCAAAUGAGUAAGUUAACCAACACUCACUAAUACCUGUGCACUAAUAACUGGCUUUGAAAACUGUUCUGAUUUGUAUUAACACUGCUUGGGCAGGCUUUUUUAAAUUAAGAAAUUAUUUAAGAAUCAAAGAGCUAAUAAAUAAUUUGCAAUGAAAUCGAAUCUAUUCUAAACAGUCUGUCUUAAAACUCCAUGAAGGUGCACGCUUGCCGUGGAUUGUCACAUACGUGUGUAAGGACACCUUGUCGUGAUUGUAAUUAAAUGCAGCAUUGAAUGAAUAGCUUUUGGAUUUUGAAUGUAUUUUUUUGUUUAAAUGCAGAGUAGCAUUUGAAUCACAGCCGUGCUGCUAGGUUUUAACCAGGGUAUGAGUACAGACACUGAUUCAGAAGGUGAUUGGUUUAAUAUGCACCAUCAUAGCCAGUGCAAAAAUGACAGGAGGGAAACUGAUCUGGCCUUAAGUGAAGGAUUACAGAUUUGCUGCAACAUUACUGGCUAUAAAGGGACUUAAGUGGAGUAACAGUAAAUGGAGUGGGAUUGUGAUGCGAUUCCUCAGGUACUCACCCUUUGGGCUUUCUCGUACCUACCUCUAAGUCCUGAAAUAAUUGGCACUGGUUUUCUACUGAGUUUGAGGUGGUGGUAUAGCAUGUGCCUAUUCACUAAACCUCAAAGGGUUUGUUUGCUUCUUAACCUGGAACCCUAUGCGUUACCAAAUCGGAGCAUUUUAUUCUAACAUUAAGUCUUAAGUUGUUGGAACUGCUUUGAUUUAACUCCAAACGUUUUUUUUUAAUGCAUUUUCAAAUUAAAAUGCUUUUUCUAUUGUUUUCCUACUUGGUGUACUUUUAUCGUAGCAUAAAACCUUUAUGAAAGGAACCCUUUUUUUCUUUUUUAUUAUUAAAGAAAGCAUUAUCACGUUCUAACAAGUCUUAUUUCCUCACCUAAUAAAUUUUAAAUGUGUCCUUAGAAUUUGUCAGUAGAAAUGGAUUUGUUUGUGAUAAUUAAAAUAAUGUGAAUGGUGGUAUUGUCAUCACAAAAUGGUGAAAUAAUGGUACGCUCUUCCAGUGGUCACUUUUAUUGACACUAAUUUUCACAUUUCUUUCCACAGUGGAUUCAAGGGAGAAUCUAUGCACAUGAGUUUAGUUUCUGGCUUGUGUUGUCACGGAGUGUAAUGGUAACCAACAAGAAACCAUUUUGUUCCUUGUACACGUUAAACUGUUCGGUCUGUCUUGGGGUGGUGGUGGUUCUGUUUUCACUGAUCACUUUUGAUGUAAACUUAGUGGUAGAGUAUGAGGAUACUGCGAGUUGUACUUGCUUCAUAAACAGGUCAUGAUGUCUUUCAGUGGCCAUUUUAAUUCAUCUUAAAGAUAGCACUUUAUAGCAUGUUGAGUCUCAUGGUGUGGUGCAGGUGUGUGUGUGUGUGAAGUAGUGUGCAAUAUAAUUUCCUCCACAGUGCGUACUGUACAAUGAAAAAUGAGCUGUAGUGUGACCUUGCUUGUUGUGAUAAUGCUUUAAUGAAAACGAAAAGGUGUCUUGUAUUUAUAUUGCUUGUUUUCAUUUACCAUGUCGGGUUUUGAUAAAAUAAAGGUUGAAAUUGGGA
Molecule: messenger RNA, 4274 nt
Organism: Neoarius graeffei (lesser salmon catfish)
Lineage: Eukaryota; Metazoa; Chordata; Actinopteri; Siluriformes; Ariidae
Gene: trim36
Product: tripartite motif containing 36
Exons: 11
Coding region: 114-2366 (750 amino acids)
Molecular function (GO): zinc ion binding; protein binding
Source: RefSeq, a predicted model, not a curated record